GCUGAAUUCGGACACACUCCUGGCUUCGCGGGCCAAGGGUGUGUUGUGUAGACAGAAAAACAGAGUUUUUGCGUCAACUAUGCCCCCGAAAAAGCGUGAUAAAGAAGGCGAAACUUCAAAAAAUCAGCGAUCGGAAGCUGCCAAAACAGACCAUGACUUGUUUCUUCAAGCAUUUGAAAAACCAACACAAAUUUAUAGGUAUCUUAGAGUUCGAAAUGCAAAUUCUCCAAUAUUUUUACAACGCAAUCUGAGCUACAUGCGAUACCGCAUGUCAAGGACCCACAGAAGUCGUCAAUCUUAUGAGGUUAAUAGCCUUCUGGAAAAAGUUUCAAAAAGUCUAAUUCCUCCUGCUUUGAGAGGCGGUUUUAUGACCCUUACUUUUCUUGGAUUUUAUGACAAGAAGCCUGCCACAGGUGAGGUUCCUAGAGAACCAGUGAAAGUUGAAACACUUCUUUUGAAGAUAUGUCACAAAAAGAGAAAAGACACUACAACUCCAGUUAUGACAGUGACAGUUGGAACAAGCAUAGUCCCAACUAAUCCUUCAGAGGAUUGUCCCCCACCCAAAGCACCUACUGUUUCCAUAUCAGUUGACGAGUUUUGUGAGGACCAGAGUGAAGUUAAAUCGUACCACCUUCUUUUGCGAGUUUACAAUGCUCCUAAUAAUGGUUUGAAUGGUACUACUAGUAGUGAACAAGACUUAGGUGAGCCUCUUCCAAAGAGGAGGAGGACCUCAUCAAGUCGCGAUGAAAUCAAGUUAUUUGGGACAGACCUUGUGGUCUAUGACAAACAGAAACACUGUCUGCUGGGUGACGGUGAUUAUGAACUUUUGAUGGAUGAGCUUGUUCAUCCUAGAAAUUUGCCCAGGAAGUUUCCUUCAUGGGAGCAAAUUGGAGACAUAAGUGAGCUUGCACCUCUGCAGCGUCUGCGAGAAUUCGCAGUAACAGAGUUUAUGCGUGUCUUGACUCCGCAGGAUUGUAACUCCUUUGAGCUGUUUGCAAAUGGACCAACUUUGAAGUUCAAGUUAGAGUGGUCUCGGGAACAACGGAGCACUUUUGUUGAUCGUCCUCGCACGGCGUCAAAGCGGGAAGAAGUCGUCCUUGAUAACAAUGGUAAUAAAGAAAAUCGUCAAGACCGAGCUGCUAAGAAACAAGUAGGGGAAAAGAAAGAUGAAGAUAAAAAGCUUGGAAAGAGACCUGUGAUUGUGUACCAGUUCCACUACCACAACAAUUCACGACAGCAGACUGAGCCCUGUUCUGAUUUACACUGCCCAUGGUGCUCGUUGGAUUGUGGAACCUUGUACUCCCUACUGAAACAUUUAAAACUAUGUCAUGCACGGUUUACUUUUACUUAUACUCCACUUCCAAAUAUGGCACGAAUUGAUGUGGCAAUCAAUGAGUCAUAUGAUGGGUCAUAUACAGGCUCUCCUCAUGAUGUAAUAGCCCAGCCAGGAGGAUCAGCUUUUUCUCGUAAUGGACCUCAAAUUCGAACCACUGUAUCAAAUAUUUUAGUUUGUCAUCCCAAACGUCUAAAGCCUACUAUGUCAGAGUUCAUGGAACUUGAAGAAGAAUCAGGUGAUCUGCAGAGAUCUUUCAUCACUGGGCACAACAGAUUGUACCACCAUACUGUGACAUGCCUACCUGUCCAUCCCAAGGAAAUGGAGAAUGACUCUGAAGGUGAAAAUGAUCCUAAAUGGUUGCAGACUAAAGCUAUGAUGAUGAUUGAUGAAUUUACUGAUGUUAAUGAAGGAGAAAAAGAGUUGAUGAAGAUGUGGAAUUUGCAUGUGAUGAAAGAAGGGUAUGUGGGUGACUGUCAAGUGCCUUUGGCUUGUGCCAAGUUCCUUGAGAAAAAAGGAAAAGAGUUAUUAGACAAAAAUUUAUACAGAAAUUUUAUAAUUCACAUGUGUAGUUUAUUCGAUUACGGAUUGGUUAGCCCUGUUGUACUCUACAAAACGAUUCAACAGCUUCAUGAAAUGAUCAACGAAUCCCAUGCUAAAUCUAUGCGGAGUUCAUGGGAGGCGCAGAAGGAACAUUGGAUAAAGUCUGGUGCCAAAGAAAAACAAAAUACUCCUUCACAUUUUAAGAACCAAGCCCCAACUGUGCUAAAUGUCGAUCCAAGUGUUCGCCGCAAAUUGUACAGCCCAGGUUCUUUCAAAAGUGACAGUCCUAGUAGGCGUACUACUCAGCAACAAGAUGAUGAUGAGGAUGAGGAGGACGAAGAUGAAGAGGAUGAGGAGGAGGAUGAGGAUGAGGAGGAAGAAGAGGAAACCUCGAAAAUGGAAAACCAAAAGAGUAGUUCAUCGACAUCAUCGGGUUCCUCAUCGGGGGAUUCAAUUAACAAGAAGAAAACUGUGCAGAAUGGUACAGAGCCUGAAAAGAAGAAGUCAUUUGUACCUAAGAAUGGACUUGUGAAUGCUAAUAACAGUACUCAUCAGAAAACCUCGUCCACAAGCAGAUCUACAUCUGAAGUUGGUCCACCUAGAAUUUGUCAACCUUCAUCUGAAUCUGUUGAUUCAGUGAGACGGAAAAUCCCGUCGUUAAGCAGGUCCUCUCCAGUAGACACUCCGUCUUUGAAACUGUCAAAAAGUAUGGAUACUGUAUCAAGUGAACCUCCCACCAAGAAAAAAAUUAUUGUGUCCCAACCUAAUGGUAAACCUCAGGCCGUCUCCUCUCAAAAUGCUAGUACAAAUAAUGACCUGAAGAGAAAAAUGAAUUCUACUGGUGGAUCAAAUUCGUCAACUUCUUUAAACUCAGACGUUAAAAAGAAUGCUCCAUCAGUCAAUGGGCUGACUGUACCAUCAAAUGUUACCAAGGGCCUCCCGACACAUGUUUCAGUUGAUUCAAAGAAGCGCCUCUCACUUCCUGCUGUUAGUACUAGUAAUACUAAUAGCAGUGCUGGUAACACAGCUGCCAUAAAUGGGGACAUGAAGAAGAAGCCUGCCACUAAUGGUGUCUCUCCCUCAUCUGAUGGAAAGCUCUCAUCUAAUUGCACAGUAGAAAUGGUUUCAAUAUCUGAAGUUGUUGCAUUACCUGGUAGCAGUAAAGUAUCACUGUCUUGCACAAAUAGUGAUGCUAAACGAAAGUCUAGUCUUGGGCAAUGUCCUAUUGGACCAUCAACAAGCCAAGGCGAUUGUGGAACACAAAGGAGGAAGUCCAUUUCAACAGAUUCAACUGCUACUACAGAAGCUGGCCUGGUGUUACUACGAAGAAAAUCAUUUUCUAGCAACCAAAGCUCAGAAUCAAAUGCUAUUCAGGCACUAACCCAAAAAGGACUUGCUAGCUAGCGCUUUGCAAAGUUCCUGUUUCGGAAUAGUAUGACUUGGAGUAUAAAUAUUUGAAUUGUCAAAUUUUAGGUGACUUGAUGAUGGCUUGGUUGUGUGAUAGUCUAUUCACAUGUGUUCUAUUCUUCACACUGCCAAUGAAGCAUAUUGAUGCUUUCAUUUAAUUCCUAUGCCUUUGGCAUAUUAGUCAAAAGAAGUUGCACCACAAUUAAAUAGCAUAUUAGAAAUUUUUAUCUAAUGUGUUAAAUGUGUGUACAUGCACUGGUAUAAGGGUGUAUGUGCACAUUUACACGAGUGUGUGUGUCUGUUGAUAUGUAUUAUGUAAUGUAAUAUUUUCAUAUUCUUUAGGAUGAUGUCACAGUUGAUAUCUUUAUCAUUUUUGACAUUUAUUAUGACAACCGAGAGCUACAGUCUACUGCCAAUUUGUGACUGCUCAACAUGUUGAUUGUUCCUCUUACAAAAACUAUUGAAUGGAACAGUUCUGUUACUAUCUUUAUUUCAAUUGUGUUUAAUCUCUAAUUUGUGAUCAUAAGACGUGAUGUCCAGCACUCCAUUGUCAUGGUUUGGUUAAGUGUUUUACUAAAACUCCAUCGUAAGCUAUCUUAUGGGCCUUAUUCAACACUUGGUGUGAAACUCAUCCAUUGCCAACUGCAAUGUAUUACAAACCUUGUUUAUAUGGUAUACAUGACUUUUGUCCUCUAUUACUUAAGUUCCAAGUAUAUAUCAUAAUGGUUGUCUCAGACCAGAACAGGUACUAUUUGUUCUUGUAUCUAUAUUCUUAAUGUGUAUUGCUCCUUGAGGAAAGGGUUGUUCUUUCUCAGGAUCGCUCUUUUACUAUCAGUUAUUAGCACAUCCCUUAUUUUCAUUUAUGCAUGACUUUUUAUUGUAAAAGUUAACAUAUUUCCCAAUUAUUAAAAUGAUAUGUGAUUUUUGAUUAUUUUAAAAGAUAACAAUGCCAAUGCCACAAUUGGGAAUAGUGUUUUGGCUGACUUGUUAACUUAAAAAGUUUCUGAAAGUUCCUGUCAGCAAAUUUUAGUCUCCGACCAGAAAUAAUCUUCACAUAGAAGUCUGAUCAGUGGACAAUGUUGUUGAAAAUCAACAAAUACAUACCACAAUGUAUAAUUUACAAGACUGAAUUUCCACUUUAAAUGGCUCUUGUUUUUUUUUUCUUUCUUUUUUUUUUUUAAUUGUAUGUUAAUGCUACCUUUACUGCCUUUAAAUUGCAUACUUCAAAACUUGAUAUAUUAUCUCUAUGUGAUCUGUUUCUGCUUGUUACGUCAAAGGAUUUUUUUUUUGUCUUGUAAUGAGCUGAGUGAAUUAGUCCUAAUCUAAAAUUGAGGGCAUAUGCAUGUGCAUUUUUCUGUAGUCUUUGCGAGGUGAAUCCUGGUGGUCAUUUUAUAAGGUUGUUAUUGUAGGUACAUUACUGUCUUAAAAGUUCUUUUAAAAGCUCUUUCUUCUCUGUACUGGAAGUAAGUAUGCCUCUGCUCACCUUUUUAUUUCUAGUCUAGUCUAGACAGCAUGUUGAUAAUUCAAUUUCUGGACCAUACAUCUUGCUUACUGCAGAGUCAAAUCAGACAAUGUAUUGAUACUGCAUUUCAAAUAUCAGGAGUCAUAUAUGCCCUGUAUGUAUUUGGUUUUGGCCACACAAAGUUAAGUCAGAGGGAAGGAAUUGUAAAAUGGAUCAUUACAUUAUUACUUUAGUGCUGUGGCCUUAUCAAUGAAAAAGUAAAUUCCUAAUACUAGGUUUAUUAAUAUUUUAUUUUUAGUUCUGCUUGUUUUUGUAUUUUGAUGCUCUUUCCCCCUUCCUUUCAAAUUGUACCUCUUUCACUUCAUUAAUGUUUUGUUUGCCAUUUAAGAACUUUGUUGAGGUAGAAACCUAUUAAUUCUUUUUGAACAUUUGUAAGUACCUUUCCUUUUAUGGCUUUACACUAGUUUCUAAUAAGUGGAAAAAGGGGAAAAUGAAAUAAAAUCUGUUGGUGUACAUAUUGUCAGAAAAGAGUUUCGGAUCAUAGUCUUACUACAAAAAGCCAAAGAUGGAGGGAUGAAGUUCUUCUAAAAAAAAAAGAAAGGAAAACAACUACUAAUUUUAUCCAUCAUUUCCUAUACUUCGCUGUGGUUUCCUAACUGGUUAAAUGUAUGUUGUGGUUGUUUCUUUUUGCAACAUGCACUCUCAAUCCUGAUUGCUGCACAUCGUUUUUUUUUUGUUAUGACUGCUGAAUUUCUAGGUAGGUGGUUUUUAAGGUCCGUGUAGACUUUUUUGAAUGACAAAGCUCUAGUAAAAUCACUACCACUCAAUCUGUCAUAUGUACAGAAAUUUUACACUGGCUGUAAUAUCUACUCUAAGACAUAUUUAGAAUAAAAAGGGGAAAAAAGCAAUUACUUUGUUAUAUAAUAUACUUACUGGAAACACAACAGGUUCUUUAAAGUUGCUAAGAGUUGCUUAACUGCCUUUAAAAUUGACAAAAUUGUCAUUUUUAUUUAUUGAGAUUGUUGUUUGUUAAAGUGUAAUAUAUUUUGGCACUCUAAACUUGUCCACAUCUGAAUAGUGUAUUUUUCUUGCAUUUAUACUGCCAGAAUAAUUCUUUUCAGAGUACUGUUCCAACAAACCUGAAAUAAAUUUAUAGCGUGUGUGCUACAUACUGA
Molecule: messenger RNA, 5920 nt
Organism: Frankliniella occidentalis (western flower thrips)
Lineage: Eukaryota; Metazoa; Arthropoda; Insecta; Thysanoptera; Thripidae
Gene: Su(z)12
Product: polycomb protein suz12-A
Exons: 12
Coding region: 80-3280 (1066 amino acids)
Cellular component (GO): nucleus; ESC/E(Z) complex
Molecular function (GO): chromatin DNA binding
Source: RefSeq, a predicted model, not a curated record